Messenger RNA from Cynara cardunculus var. scolymus (artichoke), 1662 nucleotides. Its product is annotated as lipid phosphate phosphatase delta-like. The transcript is spliced from 8 exons. The record is from RefSeq and is a predicted model, not a curated record. Gene Ontology annotation, molecular function: sphingosine-1-phosphate phosphatase activity. NCBI's taxonomy places the organism in Eukaryota, Viridiplantae, Streptophyta, Magnoliopsida, Asterales, Asteraceae. Gene Ontology annotation, cellular component: endoplasmic reticulum membrane. The coding region runs from base 212 to 1423 and encodes 403 amino acids.
AAGUUCAACCUUUUUAUUCAUGGAAAAAAAUGGUGUGCUCAUGGAAUGUUCCGAACCUGGCUGGCGACUAGCUGGGAAUUUUCUGCAAACAAAAUCCACAGCAAAGUCAUAAUCCAAUUAUCUGAAUUCAAGUUUCACUAGAUUAUCAUUUGUUCAUCUUCUUUGACCCCUUAAUCUUGUAAGUUUGAAAAACGAAGAAACAGAGUGAAAAAUGGAGAGCUUAAUACCCACAUGGCAAGUGACGCUUUUAUGUGGGAUUUUGAUAUGGAUUGUUGUGUCUUCGAUGUUCAAUGUGACCCGGAUUAUUAGAUCUUUAACCCAACCAUGGGUAUCGAGUUGUGUAAUCUCUGGUACACCUAUUAUUCUUCAGAUCCAGAAAUACCAGCAUUCAUUUUUGGAUGCGUUGUUUGCUGGGUUAUCCUGUGUUGUUUCUGUCCCUUUUUAUACUGGCUUUCUUCCCUUGCUAUUCUGGAGUGGACAUGGGAAAUUGGCAAGGCAGAUGACACUUUUGAUGGCAUUCUGUGAUUAUACAGGGAACUGCAUAAAGGAUGUGGUGUCAGCUCCUAGACCCAAAUCACCACCUGUGAGGAUUCUGACUGUCACUGAAGAUGAGAAAGAGAAUGCCAUGGAGUAUGGAUUGCCUUCUUCACAUACUCUUAACACUGUAUGCUUAUCUGGGUAUCUCUUGCAUUAUCUAUCGUCCUGCAACGAGAAAUCAGAUGCAUCCUUUCAGCUAGCAGCAUUUGCACUUGUUUGCUUGUUUGUUUGUCUUAUUGGAUUGGGAAGAAUAUAUCUUGGUAUGCACAGCGUGGUUGAUAUCGUUAGUGGUCUUGUGCUUGGAUUGGCAAUACUUGCAUUUUGGCUUUCUAUUCAUGAUCACGUUGACAAUUUUGUAGUUUCAGGACAAAAUGUUACAUCCUUUUGGGCUGCACUUAGCCUCUUGAUGCUAUUUGCCUACCCGACACCCGAGUUUCCAACUCCAAGUUUUGAGUAUCACACAGCGUUCACCGGCGUGGCAUUGGGAAUUGUGACCGGCGUCCAACAAACAUACGAGCACUUCCACCACGAACAAGUAGCACGCGUGUUCACCCCUCGGCUCCUAAUGGCUGCCUUUGCCGGUAGGAUCCUUAUUGGCAUUCCGACCAUAUUGGUUGUCAAAUUCUGCAGCAAGGCUCUUGCAAAAUGGAUUCUACCCAUUACCGCAAAUGCAUUAGGCAUCUCGAUAAGAUCUUCCGGGUACGUCCCGGCUUUGAGCGGCUCGUCAACGGUCAAAAAGUCAAAUGGGUAUCUUCAGAAAAUGUUUUUUUUCAGUAAUCAGGAUUCAUUGGAUGUGGAUACAGGUAUAAGGUUGCUUCAAUAUGCUGGUCUUGCUUGGUCUGUAGUAGAUCUUGUUCCUUCAAUCUUUUCUAAACUCAAUUUGUGAUGUAUAUAUAGAAUGUGCAGCCCUUGUUUCCAGAUUAGCUUUUGCUAUCACCAUAAUAAAUUUAUGGAACUGACGAAAAUGCCCAUGGACCAGGAAGGGUCACCUUUCUUUUCCCUCUUUAAACCAGAGGGCACUUUCGUCAAUCUAUUAUUUUAGUUUGGAUCUGGUUAAAGUUGAUCUGCAUAUGGGGUUGCUAUAAAAUGUAUUGUAUUAGACUACAACAUAAUUCUUUACUUUUU